Molecule: messenger RNA, 1461 nt
Organism: Sardina pilchardus (European sardine)
Lineage: Eukaryota; Metazoa; Chordata; Actinopteri; Clupeiformes; Clupeidae
Product: transport and Golgi organization protein 1 homolog
Exons: 16
Coding region: 36-1085 (349 amino acids)
Source: RefSeq, a predicted model, not a curated record
UACUGCAGUCAAGGCUGCAAUUUCUUCCAAGGCCGAUGGAGACCAUGGAGACCAUGGGAACCAUAGGAUUUUGGUAUUUCAUGACAUUCUCUCAGAGUCUGUUUUUUAUGGCUGUGGUACAACUGCUGUUCAUGUUGAGAACAGCAAUAAAUGGCAAAUUGAAAGAACACCAUGGGAUUGAAUCGGAACUGGACAACAGAGUGCUCCAACUCUUUGACGAGAGCUAUGAGGCACGGAUAACCGACCUGAAUUUGAAGAAUAAAAAACUGCAGGACCAACUCCAGAACUCUAUUGAUUCUCAGCGCUGCAUAGAGCAGGAAAAUGAGGGAUUGAAGAGAGAAAACAUGGACAUGAUGGAGAAAAUCAAACUCCUCAAUCAGACUGUUUUUCAAGAGGGAGAAAAAAACAGUAGGCUGAAGGAAAUGGCAUCUAAGAACCAGAGAAAGGUCCCAUCCGCGAGAACUUUCCUGGUGGCAGUCUUCUCAAUGGUCCUAGCCAGAAAUAAAGUGCAAAAAUUGCAGACAGCUAUUGAGUCCUGCCAGAAGCACAACGUCAACUUAAAGAACCAGGUUGAAAGUGUACAUGCCGAAAUGGAGUGCUGUCGGAAAGAGAAGGCCUCACUGAAGGACCAGGUUCAAUAUGCCACAAUACAGAUUGAAGUGGAGAGACGUCAUAUGGCGCCCAAACUGACGGCUCUUCAGCACAAGAUACGAGAACUGGAGAAAGAGCUGGAAGGCAAAGACAACUCCUGCAAGGCUCAGAUGGCAUCACUGGAGCAAAAAGCACACAAGAGACUGGUGAAGGCCUCAGCUCUUCAACGUCAGCUGAAUGACAAGAAGGCAGAGGUCUUCUUUCUACAUCAUAGGCUUAUGGACUUCAUGGACUGGGUGGCUGAGCUGAGGGGAACUAAGUUUGUGCCCCUGCCUCUCUACUCCCACAACCAGAAGCCCUCCCACAAAAGAGUGAGAGACAGCUGGAGGGAUUUGCUGACUAAAAGCAGGCUUCAGUUGAUUCCUGAGGAUCAAGAGGACUCAGAGCUGGACCCCAGAAUGGCCUCAGUCAACCAGGCCAGCGUCUUACUCUGAGGACCCCAAAAUGGCCUAAAUCCACCAGGCCAACUUCUACCUCUGAAGACCCCUGCAGUGUCCCUUUUCUUACCUUGAUCUGCUCAGAGGCUCUACACAACAUACAUAACUUGAUAUUAAACCAUCUUAUUAACCCCAAGAAUGGCCCUGUGUUGCUGUAUAAUGGACCAGCAGUUCUUGUAACUGUUUAAAUGCACUUUACUUUCUUUUCUCUUUGUUUGUUUUUACCAAAGGUGAAACAAGCUGAAGCCCUGAGAUAGAGACAGGAGGAACAGAACAAAGCUUUCAUCCCACCCAAAGAGAAACCUGUAGUGAAGGAGGCCAAGAAAGACACAACAGAAUCUAAAAUUGACAUCCAGGCCUAAAGACAAAGUGA